Messenger RNA from Penicillium malachiteum, 1086 nucleotides. RefSeq lists its product as uncharacterized. Lineage: Eukaryota; Fungi; Ascomycota; Eurotiomycetes; Eurotiales; Aspergillaceae. The record is from RefSeq and is a predicted model, not a curated record. The transcript has a single exon. Gene Ontology annotation, molecular function: hydrolase activity, acting on carbon-nitrogen (but not peptide) bonds, in linear amides. The coding region runs from base 1 to 1086 and encodes 361 amino acids.
AUGAGUUCCAACACGACUCCAUCUCCCAGAACAGUUACAGUGGCUGCUUGCCAACUUGGCCCUAUUCAUCUGGCAGAUUCUCGACAAGAUGUUCUUAAGCGGAUGUUCUCACUUUUGGAUCAAGCCUCGGAACAAGGAGUGAAAUUGGCUGUUUUUCCGGAGCUCGCAUUCACUACUUUCUUUCCUCGGUGGCUCUUGAAGGAGAACGAGCUGGACCAGUACUUCGAUGUUGAAGAUUCCAGCAAGGGUGGUAUCGAGCAAUCUCCAAAUGUGAAACCGCUCUUCGAUCAUGCAAGAUCCCUUGGGAUUGAUGUUUAUGUUGGGUAUGCGGAGCGAAGCCUUCAAUCUGACGGAUCACAUAUCGACUACAAUUCUAGUGUGUAUUAUUCUGCUCAGAGAAAUCAGAUUGUGGCAAAGUACCGCAAGGUUCAUCUUCCUGGUUCUGUAGAGCCCAAGACUGAACCCGGUGCCUAUCAACAAUUGGAGAAGCGCUACUUCCGCCCCGGCGAUCUUGGCUUCCCUGCAUUCAGAGCGCCUGGCCUUAUCGAAGGUGCAUUGAAGAAGAAUUCUGAAUCUGAUGGAGAUCAGGAUUUUACAGGCAAAGGCGAUCCCAUCAUUGGGAUGCUGAUCUGCAAUGACCGCCGAUGGGCCGAAGCAUGGCGGGUAUACGGAUUGCAAGGGAUGGAGAUCUUGUGCUGUGGGUACAAUACGACUGCAUUCCAGACUACAAGUAGUGGUCAUGCUGUGGAUAUGAGUCCUGAAGAUGCGGAAGACUUGGUUAUGCAACACCACAAGCUUUCCUGUCAAGGAAAUAGUUACAUGAAUGCUUGCUUCAGCAUUAAUGUGGCCAAGACGGGCGCGGAAGAUGGAAACCCCUUGGUUGGUGGAACUAUUAUUGUGCAUCCUCUUGGUCAUAUUAUAAAAGAGGCGAAGACGAAGGAAGAUGAACUUGUGAUUGCUACUAUCGACCUGGCGGAUUGUGUUCGGUUGAAGAGUACGGUGUUUGCCUUUGAGAAGCAUCGGAGACCAGAGCAUUACCAUUCUAUCAUUGAGCGCACUGGGGUUAUUGAGCCAGAUCUGCUGUAA